UGCUUGAAUUGAUUUUGGAUAAAAAUAUUGGAAGUAUGACUUACAUUCGGAAAAAGUUAGUGAUUGUUGGAGACGGAGCAUGUGGCAAGACAUGCCUACUUUUUGUGUUCAGUAAAGAUGAAUUCCCAGAAGUUUACAUACCAACAGUAUUUGAAAAUUAUGUAGCAGAUAUUGUUGUAGACGGAAAAGAGGUUGAAAUGGUAUUAUGGGACACUGCUGGUCAAGAUGACUACGAUCGACUACGUCCCCUUUCAUAUCCUGAAACAGAUGUUAUUCUAAUGUGCUUUUCAGUAGAUAAUGUUGACAGUUUGGAGAAUAUAUCGGAAAAAUGGGCACCAGAAGUUAAACAUUUCUGUCCAAAUGUUCCCAUUGUCUUAGUUGGAACCAAAAAUGAUUUAAGAACUGAUGAAGCAACAAGACUUGAACUGGCAAAAACUAAACAAGAAGUAGUGAAAGUAGAAGAUGGUCGUGCCAUGGCUGCACGUAUAGGAGCUUUUAGUUAUCUGGAAUGUUCCGCAAGGACAAAUGAUGGAGUUCGAGAGGUAUUUGAAGAAGCCACACGUGCUGCCUUGCUAGGAAAAAAGAAGAAAAAGAAGACCAAGUGUAAAAUAUUUUGAAAAAUUGUGAUUUAUUGGAUGCUAUGUCACUGUAAUAAUACGAUGUGAAAACAACAACAUAAACAAAGUGAAGAUAAUUAUACACUUUUUUCUUCACAAUUUCAUGUGCAAAAUGAAAGGAACUUUAUUUUCAAGUUGGUUUAGACCAUAAAAUAUAUUUUAUUAUUUAUUCUGUUAUAUUAAUCACAGACUUUAACGGUACAUGUAAACCUUUUCCCUUAUAUAGACGUGUUUUGGCGGCUUUUUGUCCCCCCCCCCCCUUUUUAAGGCCUCAAACAGUGAAAAAAUGCCCUAUUUACAAUGUAGGCCCCGAACACUGUUUUUCGUUUGAGAAAUGUUGUUAAAAAAAGUGACCACUUUUUCUGUGCUGUCCCACAUCAGAAAAAUACAUCAGGGGGUUGGCAGAAGGGGGGUGUGCCCCCUUCUGUUUGGGGGAUUUGAAGGGGGCAGUAGUCCCCCUCAUCGCAAAGAAAAUUUUGGACAUGUGAAUGGCUAAAAAUGUUCUCAGGUCGAUCUUAAGGUGAUGUGUAACCAACGCUGAAAAGCCUUUUACUCUAUCUCAUUGCAUUUAGAAGUUGCAGCACUUUGAAAUAAGUUUUUAUGGAAAAAAAAAACCAAUGCAAAAUAGUGAUUUUUCGCAAUUUUAAGACAUCCCCCUGUUGCCAUGGUAACAGGAUAUUUAAGAUUGAGCAUGUUGUUAGAGAGGUUAUGAUUCAGUCAACAUAUGUGCCAAGUUUCAUCAGUAUUGAAGCAUUUUUUAUAGUUUUAUAGCAGUUGGAACUUGUAACAGGAGGCUUUUCAAUGAAAAGUUGAAAACAGCCAUUUAUCACACAAUGCUCAUGGGGUAAAAGGUUAAUUAAAGUCUGUGUGUUAAUGUAAAUUGCUUUCUGAGUUCAGUUAGUGUAUUUAAAUGAGAUUGCGUGAAUUUUCAUUUCAGUGUUUUUUUUAGAACUAUUGUAUUUCUGGGUACUAAUUUAUUAAUAUCAAAUACUGAUAUAUUGAUCAAAUAUUGUUUUGAUAAAAAAAAACAAGAGAAAAAAACAAACACUUUUUGCUUAAUACAUAAAUUGAUGUGUUAAAACUGUUUCCUUGCUUCUAUUUUUUCAAACAAAAUUAAUAUCAUGAUAAUCAUGAUAAUUGUUUACAGUGAAUAAGUUUUAAUAUUCAUAUCUAAAGACUGAAGGUAAAAAAACUCUUUAUUCAUAAAUCAGAACAUUUAUCAUACCAUUAUUAUACUGUUAAAUAUAUGAUUCUAUGUUUUCUUAUUUGUACUUAUUCUUUGUUCAACAACAACAAAAAAGCCUUGUUUUAUUUGCCCAAACAGUAUAUCACUGUAUAUACAUGUAUGUUGAGCAUUUCUUUACAGAAAUAUGGCCACUUGUGUAUUUAUAACUAAACAGAUAAAACUAUAAUAAAUAAUUUUGCAGGGUGGAUGUACAAUUUAAUGUUAACAGUUUAUACUUAAGGUGAAAUUUGAACACUUAAAUGUUUAUAUAAGCUUACCUUAAAUUUAUCUAAUAUAUAAUAUUUUUGUGUGUAUUUGUGAAAGUAUUCUUUCAUAUUAAUGUGCAAUCCUUUGUGAUUUGUACAUGUGUUACAUGUAUAUACAUGUAUGUGUGUGUGUUAAAUUUAUUUUAUGACAUUUUCUCUGUAGAUGAAAUGAUAUGUUAUGUACAUGUAAAUAAACUAAAUAUGUAAAAAAAAUGUUAAAUUGAAGAAAUAAAAACUAUUAUCUAUUAUGUAAAGAAUUGUUGUUAUUUUCUCUCAGCUAAAUAAAUAUUGUUGUAUAGAUCUUGUUUAUGUGCAAGUUAUCCAUGCUAGAUAAUCGUUUUAUUUUAAUUGCAUACCUUUUUGAAAAAUUGAGACUGUAUAGAUACUGUUUUUGCAUAAAGUCAUAUCAGUCUGUCCUAAGACCAGACCUUAUCCAAUUAAUAUGUCAUUAGAUUACAGGCCUACAGUCCUUGAAAUAUGUAUAGAGGUUAGUUUUGGUAUAUAGUAUGUAAUAGUCCCUGGCUAUUUUAAGGUCAGUUCAUGUUGGUCCAAGGUCACUUAACAUUAAGUACUUGCAAAAGUUGACAGGAAUUUGAAACUCAAGGAAUUUGGGAUAAAAUACAAACACUUUAUUCUAUUUGUUCUAAAUUUCUCCUAUAUUACUUAUGUUAAGGAAAUGUUUGGGCAAGACGGGAGUUUACAAAACUGUAAACACCCAAGAAAUUGAAAACAUCUGACAAUGUUGUGAAUGAUAAACAAUUCCUAUUGAAAAUAUGAUAAGUGUAGAAGCAUGCUUUACCCUUUCUAAUAUUCCAACAAUAUAAAUACAUUUGCACUAGUUAGCUGGUUGUAGGCUAAGGCCCCCCCAUUCCUGGGGAAUAUUGGGGACUCUGACUUUUCUGAUAAGAGGGACAGUCAGUUGAUCACUGGUCUGUGACUUUCCUGCCAUUCCUGGGGCAUAUUGGGGACUCUGACUUUUCUGGUAAGAGAUCACUGGUAAUGUGACUUGGCCAUUUCCCUAUCAGUUUUGGCACCAAAAAGAAACCAUUGCAUUUACAGUGCAGUGUUGUGACAGAUGAUGGAAUAAAACUCAUUUGAUUGGCGUAUAGGCUUCCAUUAAUUGAAAUUUGGGAGUCAUUUACUCCUUGAUUUUGGCUUGUGACUUCCAAAUGAUUUUCCUUCUUUACCUAUAUACAUUGUGUACAUGUAAUGUGACUUCCAAUGUCAGACAUUUUGCAGUCUCUGACUUCCAAAUUUUGGAACUUGAUACAAUGAAUUCAGAAAUAUUACCAGUUGAUAAGAAACAACUUGUAAAUGAUGA
Ruditapes philippinarum (Manila clam) is the source of this 3429-nucleotide messenger RNA. RefSeq names its product transforming protein RhoA-like. NCBI's taxonomy places the organism in Eukaryota, Metazoa, Mollusca, Bivalvia, Venerida, Veneridae. Gene Ontology annotation, biological process: cell migration; small GTPase-mediated signal transduction. The record is from RefSeq and is a predicted model, not a curated record. Bases 36 to 617 code for a protein of 193 amino acids. Gene Ontology annotation, molecular function: GTP binding; GTPase activity. The transcript has a single exon.